AAGUAUCCCGUCCUGUCAGAAAUGACGGAGUUGAUGUUACUAUUACCAAAAAUGAAGAAAACUCCAAAAAGAGUGACAGUAGAUGUAUCUUUAAUGGAAGAUAACUCAAAUAUAUACAAAAUGAAUGAAGUUCGAACUGUAAGUGGACUCUCACUUCCAAGACAAACCAUUGAUGUCGAAUACCUGAGUAGAAUCUAUCCAUACAUCAAAGAAGCACCUGUACUUUCCUUUUAUGAUGCACAACCAACAAUUCUCAUUAGUCAGGAUCAAUGUGCUUUGAGUAUUGUAAGGAAACUAUAUCAAAGUUACUGGACUGCACCGUUUGUAUCAAAAACAUUACUGGGAUGGGUAGUACAUGGCAGAUACCCCCAAGGAAAAGUUGCUGAUAAAUCGUCUUUAAUAUUUCACUUUUGUUGCAAAUCUCAAGAACAAAUUGAUGAAGAUAUUCACGAUCUAGUGACAGACUCGUUCAAAAUUGUCAAUUUUGUCAUAAAAAACCCGGAAAAAAAUGGAAGAUCUAAAGAAGAUGAUAGGGCGUUGAAAAAAAUGGAAAAUACAAUUGAUCGAGUUGGAAAUCACUUUGAAAUAGGUCUACUGUGGAAGAAUGAUGAUAAUCGAUCUUCUAGAGAGCUGGAGAUGAAAAAGAAAAAGGAAAAGAAGAAACGUGACAGUAGUGAGGGGAAGGUAGCGAAAAAAAGGCAUCAGAGCUCCGACUCUGAAGAAGAGAAAAGAAUGAAGAAGAAGCGCAGGUCAGUCAGUUCAGAAAAAGAAGAAAAGUCAAAGAAGGAUUCUAGUGACAGUGACGUUCCCACUGAGAAAAAGAAGAAACAAGAUAGUUCUGAUGAAACUGAUAGAGAAAAAUAAAAAAAACAUAAGAAGGACAAUAGCUCCUCGGAUAGCGAUAAAGAUUUCAAAAAAGAAGAGGCACAAAAAAAUCAAAGUUGGGAAGCGAUUCCGAUGAUGAAGAGGAUACAAAGAAAAGGAAAAAAGACAAGAAGCAUAAGAAGAAGAAGAAACACUCGAAGAAACAUGAAAAACACAAAAACAAAAUCAGGAACCUAUAAACGGCCAGUUACAAAGAUCUGUAAAUGGAUCAACGGUACAGAUUCUCAAAGGAAAUGAAUUGAAGAAUAAUAUGUCAAAUGCAAUGAUUUCAUCACGAGGGGGAGAAUGUUGUUGCUUUUAAUUAAUUUUGUUCACUCUGUUCGUUUAGUAUGUUAAAGUAAUGGAUCAUGGUUUGUUUAUAAAAAAAAGACGAUUUUGACAUUGACAAUAAUUUUGAGAGGGAUUGACUUGAAACGUUUGAUUCCUAGUUUAUUUCGACUUUAAAUCAAAGAAAAUCACGGUAGGACUGACUGGUCCAAACAGUUACAAUUUUACGACAUGUUCAAAUGGAUAAUCGAAAAUCUAUCAGAUAAGUAGCUACAGCGUCUGGUGUAUCAGAUACUAGUGUUUUUCGGAUUUUGAAAGCCUAUAAAUUCCACCU
This is a messenger RNA of Leptinotarsa decemlineata (Colorado potato beetle), 1486 nucleotides long. RefSeq lists its product as uncharacterized. Lineage: Eukaryota; Metazoa; Arthropoda; Insecta; Coleoptera; Chrysomelidae. The record is from RefSeq and is a predicted model, not a curated record.